Molecule: messenger RNA, 915 nt
Organism: Fulvia fulva
Lineage: Eukaryota; Fungi; Ascomycota; Dothideomycetes; Mycosphaerellales; Mycosphaerellaceae
Exons: 4
Coding region: 1-915 (304 amino acids)
Source: RefSeq, a predicted model, not a curated record
AUGCCACUCCAGUCAGCCGCGUUCGUGCGCCACAAGCUGUGUGUGGAUUUCGCCAGCCUGAAGCACGCUUGUCCGAAGGGCAUCUACGUGGCACCGGUUCAAGAUGAGCCUCUGGUAUGGACGGGCGUGCUGUUCGUUCGCAAAGGACCAUAUGCGAAUGCCGUCCUCCGAUUCCAAAUUGACUUCGCACACGACUAUCCGCAGCGCCCACCAGUCGUGACGUUCCAGAGUGACCUCUUCCACCCACUUGUGACACCGCUCACCACGUACACCCACUCCACCAUUAGCACAGACACCCAGAGCGCGGUUGAUGAGCAGCGGUUGCCACCGGGUGGGCUCAGCCUGCGUCAUGGCUUCCCCGAGUGGUUUGCUCCUGCAGGUGGGGUUGCAAUAGAGGCAGAGGUGGGACAGACACAGAACCGCCCAACGGAACACGAUGAUGAGCAAGAACAACACAAGGAUGCCAAGAGGAAGGACCAGCGGACACCGCAUGUCGUUGAGCUUCUACACUACGUUCGUGUCGUCUUCGACACCGAGGACGUCCUCGACGCCAUCCCACUCAAUGCCGCUGCGAACACUGGUGCGUGGCAUGCGUGGAAGAGCUACCGCACGAAGGCGCCCGCAGCAGGUAGAGGCGUGUCGGUCGCACGCUCACUUGGUGAUGGCAAAGCUACGAGCGUUGAGCGCAGCGUGUCUCCUCGGCAGCAACCUGGCGGUGCACGACGUCCUGGCGAGUGGAAUUGGCAAGGUGUGUGGGAAGAGCGUGUGAGGCGAAGCGUGCAGACGACUCUUGCAGAGCCAGUACUAUUCGGUGGAGACAGCGACGAUGUGAUCAGUUUCCUGAAGAUGGAUCAGGAGGCAGUCAACCAGAUCUCACCCAUGAGGCAGGAAGCUACGGCAGUAACACUCUCGUAG